AUGUCGAAACCCACGAUUCUUUUCAUUCCAGGAUCGUAUGUUCUGUUGCCAGUGUACCAAUCGCUUUUCGAUGCGGUCUCGAAAGCAGGCUAUGACAUCAAGGGGAUUCAUCUGCCUACGAUCGGGCAGUCCAGUCGGGAAGGUAGAGAUGGGCCGGCACCCUCCAUGUACGAAGAUGCAGCAGUAAUCGCACAGGAGGCCAAGAAGCUCGCAGACCAGAGUAAAGAUGUGAUCCUCAUGGGCCACUCGUAUGCUGGUAUCCCCAUGUCACAAAGCACGAAGGGGCUGAGCAAAGAGGAGAGAAAGGCGCAAGGGAAACCCGGAGGGAUCGCCCGCCUGGCCUACAUAUCUGCCCUUGUCCCGCCAGUUGGGGGCUCCGCUGAAUCUCUUCUGAGUAGAUUUCCCAACGACAAAAGGCCUGCUGUGUCCGUUGAUGACAACGGCUGGAUGCUAAUGGAAGAUCCGGCGGCGACUGCUGCCAUGAUUUGUCAAGAGUUGCCUCCUGAAGAGGGCGAGGCUCUCGUCAGAGGCUUUGCAAAGCAGUCGGCACGGAGUUUUGGUGACGAAUUGACGCAUGCUGGGUACAAGGACAUCCCAGUAUCUUACCUGCUGUGCGAGGAGGACAUGGCCGGUCCUGCCGAGCUUCAGAGGGAGAUGAUAGCCAUGAUUGAGGAAGCGAGUGGUCGAAUGGUUCAUGUCAUAAGCGUCGCGGCGGGCCACUGUCCGAAUGUAACCGCCGAGAAGGAGACGUUUCAGUGGGUUUUGGAGGUUAUUAAUGCUUAA
Messenger RNA from Rhinocladiella mackenziei CBS 650.93, 783 nucleotides. RefSeq lists its product as uncharacterized. The record is from RefSeq and is a predicted model, not a curated record. Lineage: Eukaryota; Fungi; Ascomycota; Eurotiomycetes; Chaetothyriales; Herpotrichiellaceae. The transcript is spliced from 2 exons. The coding region runs from base 1 to 783 and encodes 260 amino acids.